Wyeomyia smithii (pitcher-plant mosquito) is the source of this 2177-nucleotide messenger RNA. RefSeq names its product sodium-coupled monocarboxylate transporter 2-like. The coding region runs from base 315 to 2087 and encodes 590 amino acids. Gene Ontology annotation, biological process: sodium ion transport; transmembrane transport. The record is from RefSeq and is a predicted model, not a curated record. Gene Ontology annotation, molecular function: symporter activity. NCBI's taxonomy places the organism in Eukaryota, Metazoa, Arthropoda, Insecta, Diptera, Culicidae. Gene Ontology annotation, cellular component: membrane. The transcript has 6 exons.
CGAAAACAGUUUUCAUCAGGCUUUUAAGUUACAAACCAGUACAUUUGAAGCCCUCGAGGAAGAUCGUCGUCAGUCUUGUUUCGCUGGUCGAAGCGCAUAUUUGCUGAGUGGGUCACGUGUUAUCAACGUUGUUGAGAGACGAUUGUCUUGUGUUUCUACGAUGAAGGGUGUCAGUUGAUCGAUAUUUGUAACUCUAUCGUGUUAUUUUAAUACCAAUGGACCAAACCCAUGUGCAGUAUUUUAUUUAAUCUUUAGCUGAUGAAAACAACCGUUGGUAUUUUGUGAACGGUGGAAAAACAUAAAAGCUAGUGAAAAUGCUGAAACAAAUAACUGAAAACUCCCAAAAUCAGUUCUCAACCGAAGACUAUACGAUGCUGGUGACAAUGCUCGGGGUUUCCGCAGCAAUAGGCAUCUAUUUUGGAUUCUUCCAGGGGAAGAAUCAGACUACGGAAGACUUUCUCCUCGGUGGUCGGCAGAUGAAGCCAUUUCCAAUUGCGGUUUCGCUAAUUGCCAGUCAGAUGUCUGCCGUGUCCAUUAUGUCCAUCCCAGCGGAAAUGUACUCAUACGGUACGCAGUACUGGAUUAUUGCUCCAACUAUGAUCUGUAUCGUGGCGAUUAUCAACUACGUAUUCCUACCGGUGUUUUUCAACAACCAAAUCGUUAACUGCUACCAAUAUUUGGAAAAUCGUUUUAGCCCAUCGGUGAAGACGUUCGUCACUGCUAUGUACGUUUUGAACAUCUACCUGAUACUACCUGUGUUCCUUUUUACACCUUCAUUGGCACUCGCGCAGGUGACGGGAGCUAACGUGCAUCUGAUCAAUGGAAUCAUGUGUUUUGUGUGCUUUUUCUACACCAUGUUUGGAGGCAUCAAAGCCGUCGUGUGGACAGAGGUACUACAAGGGCACAUCAUGUUUGCGUCAUGUUUCCUGGUUGCAGUCAUUGGCUUGUGCAAAGUGGGUGGCUUCUCUGAAGUAUUCUCAAAAGCGGCCUCCGGAGAUAGGCUAGAGUUAUUCGACAUGACUCCCGACGUCACGGCACGGCAGACGUUCUGGACUGCCAGCAUAGGAAACAUAUUUCUGUGGACCGGUUAUCUGGGACUGAAUCAGAGUUGCGUCCAGCGGAUGGUGGCGGUUCCCAGUAUAAAGCAUGCGCGAACAGCAUUAUGGAUUUUUUGCGCUGGGUUCGUGAUCAUCACCAGUUUGAACUGCUUCACAGGAAUGAUAAUCUUCGCUAAAUAUUUUGAAUGUGACCCAAUUAAAGUGAAACUGGUAGAGAGGGCCGAUAAGCUGUUGCCUUUCUUCGUCCAGGAUGUGGCAGGUAGUCUUAAAGGAAUGCCAGGCGUUUUUAUUGCUUGUGUUUUCAGUGCGGGAUUAAGCACGAUGUCUGCCAACCUUAGCUCUCUUGCAGGAAUAAUUUACGACGAUUACAUACGGCCGCUGAAGCUCUACCAACAUUCAGAUGCGUCCGCUAAUUUAACUAUGAAACUGUUAAUUCUAUUGAGUGGAUUGUAUUGCAUUGCCAUGGGUUUGGUGGUGCAGCAAUUGGGUCAAAUUUUGCAGCUGGUGAUCACCAUUGCAAGUGUCACUCAAGGGGCUGUGAUUGGUAUAUUUUGUCUGGGUAUGCUGUGGCCUUGGGCGAAUAAACAUGGUGCCUUGUGGGGAUCCGCCGCUAGCGUGAUAGGUGUCUCCUGGAUCGUCAUUGGAGGAGUCAUUAAGAAUGCAGCCCUCAGUUAUCCACCGAAGCCAACCAACGUGGACGGUUGCUCUGAGUAUGGGUUCAACGUAACGCAAACUUCGGCUGUUCAGCAAAUGUUCCAAGAACCCAAUCCAGAGUUCUCAAUUUAUAAAAUCUCAUUCGUGUGGUAUUCAACAAUUGGAACGCUUCUGGUGUUUCUAGUUGGUAUUCCCAUUAGUUACCUCACUGGUUCACAGGAUUUACGUCAGAUGAAUGUUAAAUUAUUAGCACCAAUAGCGCAAAGGUUGCUGCCCCGUAGAAAGUCAACUGAGGAAUUACCAAUUCUGAUAGAUGAUGAGAAAGUUAAAAUGAUGAGACAAUUUCUCCUGGAUACACUGCAGAGCAUACGGUAGUUGGUAACUGUAUUAAAAUUACUUGAAAUCGCUUAUUUUUUCUUAGUAUUUUUUAAUAAACCAAGACACCAAAACGAAACGAAACUAAAA